Molecule: messenger RNA, 4341 nt
Organism: Lasiosphaeria miniovina
Lineage: Eukaryota; Fungi; Ascomycota; Sordariomycetes; Sordariales; Lasiosphaeriaceae
Exons: 5
Coding region: 1-4341 (1446 amino acids)
Source: RefSeq, a predicted model, not a curated record
AUGGCGGCCGAAAAUGUCGCGCCGCAGCCGCAGCCGCAGCCGCAGCCGCAGUCGCAGUCGCAGUCGCAAUCGCAGUCGCAAUCGCAGCCGCCUCCGCCAAACCUCUUACGGCCCGAUCGCGACUUGCUGACCGCACCACCACCACCGCCGCCACCGCCGCCACCGCCGCAGCCGCCGCAGCCGCAACCGCAACUGCAACUGCAACCGCAACUGCAACCGCAACUGCAACCGCCGCAGCUGGUGCUAGCCGCCCCUGCUGGCCCCGGCCCCGGCCCCGGCCCUCCUGGUGCCGCGAACCAGCAGACCCUUGCCUCGUCUUCUUCUUCUAUCCCCCAUUCAGAUGACCCAUUUAUGAACCCUACAGUCAGGGAAUUGCUCGCAGCGCAGAGAGAGAUUCAGGCGAAGCUUGCCCUCCUACUCCCCGAGAGAUAUGGCCCCAACAUCAAGGUAGAGCUUGACAUGCUGCGCCACAAGCUCCGUGUCUUGCGCGCCUAUAUCGACGAUAAUCAACUGUCUGACAAGGUCCCGCUCUUGUCCGACAUCGAGGAAGCGAGAACGCUGCAGUAUCAGUGUGAGUGCAUCGAGACGGCAUGUCUGGACCAAGGCGUGGAUCUCCACGACCCCAGGUUUCUCGAUGCCCUCAAGUAUCAUUACCUUCGGGACCAGGCCCCUGAGGGGUAUGCUGCUUGGCUGGACUACAACUUCUCCAACUACGACCCCAUCUCUCGCGCAUUGAGGUUAAGGGACAGUCUUCCACUGAGCUUCCGCAGCCACCACUCGUACAAGUGCUGGGACGAGCGUUGUAUGCAUUACAUCUACGGCUAUCCUCACCAAGACGACCGCGAUCAACAUGCGAAGGACCAUGUCACUUUGCAAAAGAGGGACUCGGGGCUCUCCGUCGGCGGCACACCCCCGUUGAUAUUCCCUGACCAGCAAAACAGAAGCUACAGCAUUGACUACAAUAAGCAGCCGUCACCAAUGUACCUACCCCGUCCAGGCUCUGGGUUUCAGCUUGCUCAGUUAGUUACGAGCAGCCAGGCAAAGGACCACCGGGAAUCGCUGAGGAGUUACUCGUUCGUGCCAGAGUACCCGGGAGGACCCCGAGGCUCGAUCGAUUCCGAAGUUGACCCAUUACUUCCGCCGUUGAAGCGCAGCCGUGUGGGACAGUCUCGGCUAGAGUCGAUUGAAGAGCUACGGCUUCUCCGCGAUAUCGGCCCUUGCCUGCGAUGCAAAGUACUGAAAAAAGGGUGCGACUCGAGUGACCCAUGUACGCUCUGUCCCGACAUUACAAACUCUCCAGAUAACGACUUUUGGAAAGCUCUCGGGUGCCAUCGCGGUUCCCUCAGCAGCUUUGCCGAUAUUAUGCUGCCAGCAUCUGCCCCGUCAAGGCAGACACAAACACCUCUGACAUCGCCUCUCGCCGUCCGUCGCAACAUGAACGACUUCCUUGAACGAACGUACCUGGUAUCCCAAGAGACUGCGAGCAUGGUGAAGUCUAACCUCGACUUCGAUGACGGUUUUUGGUGGACGGAAGACCUCGCCAGCCUUCCACCGGCCAACCCGACUCUUGCGUCCUUCUCCAAAGAUUCGUGCGACAGGCCACCCCCAAUUCUCAAUAUCCUGGCAUCAAGCUGGAACAUGAGCGGCACCAUGUACAACUUCUGGCAACUUCUCAGGCUCAGCGGCGCAAUAUCCGGAACCAGGGAGACGGAAGAAGUGGCAUACCCUGUGCUGUACCGCGCAAAACUUCUGCUUCGCGAGACCCUCUUCCAUGACUUUCAACAAGCUGAGCCAGUAGUACACGCCGAAGUAAACAACUCGAGCUCGCACAUCUCUUUCGAUGACGCCGACUCCUAUGGGCGCUUUCGUGUCUUGUACAGCUGCACGUCACAGUUUCUACAGUCGAUCGAGAACCAAACAGCCCGAUCCGGCUCGCUUGACACCAAGACCUGGGUAGCUAUGUUUUUAUCUUUGUGUAUUUUCAGCUUAGUGAGGACCAUCUUGGUCGACAGAGCUGCUCAAUCACACCUCAGCCCGCCACCGCAAGCCGGAUCGGCGGCGAUGCACGCAGUCUACAAGGCACUCGUCAGCGUAUUUGCGUGGUCUGCACCGAUGCUGUUGGACGGGUCCGACACGGAUAUGAGCAAUGACGAUCGUGAACUGCUCCAUUCGGUGGGAGCAGUCUUGGGAAGGAGUUCGUGGAUGGACCGUGGAAUACUGACGACCAAAAACUUUCUCAUGUUCCUCGGCAGCGGCGAGAUUGAGGCCAACUUUUUCAAUGGAUUCGUCAAGCAAAGGUCGCCGCUGAGGCACGGUUCAUUCGUCCUCCCUCCGAUAACCAAAUCAGGGGACGAGCCAAGAAAACCCCUUCCAGAUAUGCGCCCCCUGAUCAACACCUGGCCAUUGUCUAUUGGCACCCAUUCGGAACGAGAGACGUAUGUUUUCAAAGGGGAGCCGGAUCGCAUGCUCACAUCCCCGCAGUCCAUCGAUCCAGGAAGGCGGCAUACUGUUGCUGAAAGCCCGACAUUUAUUAGGCAAGCUGGCCGAGGGCUAACAUCACCAAUACCCGCUUCUAGGAUCAGGUCGUCCUACCAGCGGCCUCCGCUCCGGAGGGUCUACUGCGGAAAAUGCAACGAGUACCCAGAGGGUUUCCGGGGCGAGCAUGAGUUGAGGAGGCAUACCGAAUCGAAGCAUGCAGCUCUGGUCAAGCGAUGGGUGUGCACAGAACCGCAGGAGCCUCCUGGCUCGCCCCAACCAGUUAUACCUCUGGCGAAAUGCAAAGCUUGCGUCACUCAGAAGCGCUACGGGGCUUAUUACAAUGCCGCCGCGCAUCUCCGAAGGGCCCACUUCAAUCCCCAUCGCGGCGGAAAGGCGAGCGGCGAUUGGCCUCCCAUGUCCAUACUGAAGGACUGGAUGCGUGAGGUUCGGCAAUCGAUUGAUGUACAGGAUCCAGACGAUUCUAGCGGGGAGGACGAAGGGCCAGACUACAAAUCAUCACACGAGUUUGUGUCGCCGCCUCGCCGGCGCUCGCCGAUACUGGAAGCGCCACGUCUCGCACCCGCGCCGCUUCCGCUUCCGCUCCCGCUCCCGCUUCCGCCUCCACCUCCACCUCCACCUCCGUCGCAAGCCCCCUUGCUUGCACCCUCAAUCGACCGGGCUGGCCAGCUCGACCGGAUUGGCCCGCUCGAUCGCAUGGGUUCGCUCGAUCGAGUAGGUCCGCUUGACCGGGUCGGUCCACCCGGACCGCCUCCCAUCAUCAUCCACAGCACCCAAGGGGCCUAUAUCGCCCCUACCCCAUCUCUCAAGGCCGAAGAGCCCCCUACGCCUAGUCCCUCACUGUCGGCCGUUCGUAACCGCUGUCCCCAUCCCGAGUGUGGCCGCGUCUUCAAGGAUCUCGCCGCUCACAUGUUGACCCAUAUGGAGGAGCGGCCUGAGAAGUGCCCUAUAGAAUCUUGCGAGUACCACGUCAAAGGGUUUGCGCGCAAAUAUGACAAGAACCGACACGCGCUCACGCAUUACAAGGGCACAAUGGUGUGCCCGUUCUGUGCGGGGGUCGGAACGCCAUACGAAAAGGCAUUCAACCGGGCCGACGUGUUUAAGCGCCACCUGACGGCCGUGCACAAUGUCGAGCAGACACCGCCAAACAGCAGAAAGCUGAUCCUGACAACUGGGGCAGGACGUGUUGGUGGUGUCGGAGCCAGGUGCAGCAUCUGCCAGAGCCAGUUUGCGACUGCGCAAGAGUUCUACGAGCACUUGGACGACUGUGUUCUCAAUGUUAUUGUGCCAUCGACGCCAAAGACGGCAGGUAGCGGAAGCGGGAGCGCGAUUUUUGGGAAAGAUUCUGUGACCAGGACGCCCACGACGGCGAGCACAGACAAGGGCAAAGAGCCAGACAUUGACACGCAGCCGCAGGCCCAAUAUCAGGAUACCGACAUGGAGCAGGACCACAGGGGAGACGGUCACGGCGGGCACAGCUCGUACGAGGAGCGCCAGUAUCACGAGGCGGCAAAUCGCGCCGAUGAGAGAGAAGCCAUGCAGACGGACGGUGGAAGAGAAGAAAAAGACCAAGAACCUCGGGGAGAGGUGCAGGCCGCGCCAAUGUCAGGCUCUGCCAAGGAUCAGGUGACCGAGCGUCAACUAGAAGCCGAAGACGUGCUCGAAAUACAAGUUGCGCUCGGACCUCGUGAAGAAGCGAUGGACAUUGAGGACUACGAGACAGCACAACAUGGGUCCCGAAACCCAAGCCGAGAGGAGGAAACCUACCAUGACCUGCGGGUCCGCCGAAGUCCCGAGGUGACUCUGGGUUCGCCCGUGCCGCCGGACGGCAUGGAUACGGACUAA